This is a messenger RNA of Manihot esculenta (cassava), 627 nucleotides long. RefSeq lists its product as uncharacterized. The record is from RefSeq and is a predicted model, not a curated record. The transcript has a single exon. NCBI's taxonomy places the organism in Eukaryota, Viridiplantae, Streptophyta, Magnoliopsida, Malpighiales, Euphorbiaceae. The coding region runs from base 215 to 463 and encodes 82 amino acids.
UCCCUCCCUUAAAUUAUCCAAACGGAUCAUAGGUCUGCACAGUAAGCCUUGGCAACCAAGGAAGCUCUCUUCCACAUCGCCCCUGCUUUUCUAUUUAAAUACUUCUUUUUCUGCUCAUUUAAGUCUCACACUCACCUCUCAUGGACUCUUCUUCCCUCUGUAGCCUUCUCUUUUCUUCAAGAUUUUGAUCUAAUCACUACCCAUCUCCAAGAAAAUGGAGCUUUUUCCCUCUAAAUCCACUCCACAGCACCACCGCCGCCACCAAACUCUCCCUCCUAAGAGAGGCCAGAUAAAGGCGAAGAUUUUCAAAGAUUUAAUAAAAUCAGCUUCUUCAACCUUUGCUUCUCUUGGUAAAUCGUUCUCUGAGUCUAGCUCUAGCUCUAGCUCCCUGCUCCUGCUGCAAUUUCUAGUGGGUAUAACUCAGAUGAUCCUUGAGCCUUGUUCUCUCUGUUGCUCCAGUUGAAUUGGGAUUUUCUUCUUUUUUUCUCCAAAAUUGGCCUACUGCUGCAAUUUGUAUUCAUAAAUAAUUCUUUUAUUAUAUUUUCCCCCUUUUUAUGUAAGUAGGCAUGUUGUUAUAAGCUGAAUAUAGCUAAUUGAAAAUUGAAAUUGAUGAGUUUUUUCUUGGUA